GGCGAUGACGUAAUGUGUUUGUUCUGAUAGGCUGAUGAUGACAUCAUGGGGAGCUGCAUCCGGGUAUUUAGAGGGAACCUUGCGCGCGUCUCCUCGUCCUAUCUGCCCAAGUGAAAUCGUCGAGACAGUCCACACAAACACAUAGUUUAAAAAAAAAAAAAAAAAAAACAGAUUUUGUAGUGAAGAAGUGUCUUGGAGGAAGAUCCGAGCUGUACCGAAGCGGUUCGUGAGAGACAGUGAAGCUGUAUAUGCUCUCAAGGGUUACGUGGAUCCGAGCUUGAGGCAGUUAAGAAACUGCUUCUUUGUAUUCGCCAUUUUGGCACCCUAUUUGUUAGACUUGUUACGCGAUUCUGUUUUAACGGCUGAGCCACAAUGGCUCCAGUGUCACCCUGUCCUCAGAAUAGCGCUUGCCAAACAGGAAUAACGCACACCAUAUACAGUUCGGCUGGUUAUAUGACGGGCAACAGGGGCAGCAAAUAAGACGAAUGGGACGAGAACCUUAAACCAUGCAACCAAUAGGAGAGAAGCAUAUGGGCGGGAUCAUCUCUACAUCAGCAACUGGUUUGUUUGACAGACGAUUUGACCAAAUAGAUUAAGGUAUUUUGACAACCGAACGACCAAUCCAAAUAGAAGAAAGGCCGACCGGUAUUAAAACAUGACAGUCGGACGGAAUGGCCAAUGAGAAGCCGGGCCCGUGCUUGCUUCUGACCACAGAGCAGAGCGGACGGGCAGAGUCCCUCCUCCCCGCUGGUCAGGACGGACAGUGAAGUCGAGUGAGAGCCGGAGCCGUUCAAUGGAGGAAAGAACGUCAUCUGCAUCUAAUAUUUAAUUCUGCUGUUUAUUUUUCAUCUCUUAUUGUUUGUUUGCACGGUUAGCGGCCCAGGCAUAUAAAUUAAGCCGCCAGAUCGUAAAGCCCAAGCGAUUUAGCCACCAAAAUGUGUAAAACCCCAGACCGCCUGAGCAGAGAACCAUUGAAAGGGGAAUUAUUUGUGUCAAAUCAUUGAUUGAAUCAAAAUAAAUACAAAAAAAAAAAAAAAAAAACAAACAAAAGAUCUAGCGUGAAAGAGAGGGCACGCAAUACCGUUCAGAAAAGGCAGCCUCCGGAUACCCGCCAGCGUGUUGGAGGUGCAGUCUCCUCGUGAAGGCGCAGGCUGCCUGAGAGCUGCAGAGUGGAACAAGCAAGGGAACUGGAGCCCUGGAAUGAGCAGCUCUGAGUGCAGGACCCACAGAACAAGCAAGGGAACAGCUCUGAGUGCAGGACCCACAGAACAAGCACAGUGGAACAGGACCUCUGGAAUGAGUAGCUCUAAGUGUCACGGAUAGCUUAAGUGGUGACGUCAGGCCAGGAAGAAACACACAGUACUGAGAAGCAGCAUUGAACAAUGGGGGCGUUUUUGGAUAAGCCGAAGACUGAGAAGCACACGGGCCACGGCUGUGGGAAUGGGCUGCGCUUCGGGCUGAGCAGCAUGCAGGGCUGGCGUGUGGAGAUGGAGGAUGCCCACACAGCAGUCCUGGGGAUCCCGCAUGGCCUGGACAACUGGUCCUUUUUCGCCGUCUACGAUGGGCACGCCGGCUCCCGGGUCGCCAACUACUGCUCCAAGCACCUCCUGGAACACAUCACGGGCAGCGAAGACUUCUGGGGCAUAGAAAAGCCGGGCUCUACUCUGGAGCCCACGGUGGAGGGUGUCAAGAGCGGCAUCAGAACUGGCUUUUUGAAAAUCGACGAGUACAUGCGCAACUUCUCGGACCUGCGCAACGGUAUGGACCGCAGCGGCUCGACUGCGGUGGCCGUGCUCCUCUCUCCGGAGCACCUGUACUUUAUCAACUGCGGAGACUCGCGGGCCGUGCUGUACCGCAACUCGCAGGUCUGCUUCUCCACGCAGGACCACAAGCCCUGCAACCCCCGCGAGAAGGAGCGCAUCCAGAACGCGGGCGGCAGCGUGAUGAUCCAGCGGGUGAACGGCUCGCUGGCCGUGUCGCGCGCCCUCGGGGACUACGACUACAAGUGCGUGGACGGCAAGGGCCCCACGGAGCAGCUGGUGUCCCCCGAGCCCGAGGUGUACGAGAUUCCCAGGUGCGAGGAGGACGAGUUCGUGGUGCUGGCAUGCGACGGAAUCUGGGAUGUCAUGAGCAACGAGGAGCUCUGUGAGUUCGUCAAGUCCAGGCUGGAGAUCACGGACGACCUGGAGAAAGUGUGCAACUCCGUUGUGGACACCUGCUUACACAAGGGAAGUCGUGAUAACAUGAGUGUGGUGAUAGUUUGUUUCCCGAACGCUCCCAAGGUUUCAGAGGAGGCAGUUAAGAAGGAUGCUGAGCUGGAUAAGUACUUGGAGUCACGCUUGGAAGAAAUCAUUGAGAAGUCUGGCGAGGAAGGCAUUCCGGACCUGGUUCAUGUAAUGCGCAACCUGUCUGUGGAGAUCAUCCCGAACCUGCCCCCAGGAGGAGGCCUGGCCAGCAAGCGCAGUGUAAUUGAAGCCGUGUACAGCAGGCUGAACCCACACCGGGAUGAGGAUGGGGACCCUCCUGAAGCAGAGGACGGCUGGACAAAAGGCAAACUGCGGGCUGCUUUCCGAGAGUUCAGAGUUAAUCGUAGGGGCAACUACGGGCCAGCUGUGCAGGAGGAGCCGUCUAAUGUCAGGCUAGCUGGAGAGCAGAGGGCAGCCCAGGAAGCAUCAGCAGCUCCUUCAGCACCAGCAAGAAACCCCCAGGAGAACACUGCGAGCCAGCCCUGAGACACUGACACGCAUCCUGGGGAAAACACAAGGACCAGGGCAAGGCGCAGACCACCUUCCUUGCUCAUAAUGCUUUGUGAAUCUGACCUUUGAGUUCAGUGAUGGUCAGAGUUGGUCCUUGUGAUAGUCGUCCCAUUGUUCUGUUGCCAGCAAGAUAUACUCAGGGUUGUUGGUUCAUGUUUUAUUUUUGGAAAAUGAUUGAUAUGAUUAUGAAGUGGAGAUUACGCACACACACACACACAGAGGAGAGAGAGAGAGAGAGAGAGAGAGACCCCUUCCCAACUCUAUACAGCAUUAACAUGCUGUUUUCAAAGAGGGUUCUUUUCAGGGUUUUAAUAAAAUUAUGGCUUCAUUCAACAGCACAAUUCUUCACAUUAUUGUUUUUUUUUGUUUGUUUUUUUGUGCUUAUUUAUUAAAAUGCAUGCAAGCUGGGAUGGUUGUAGUAUUAAUUUAAUAUUUAAUCACAUUACUGGUCUGAUUGACAAGCAGUCAUUUGUAUGAAGCUGAUUUAAUCAGUCCAUGGCAUGCCUUUGGCAUUCAACACGUCUAAUGUAAACAUCUUGUGUAUUGUGGUGUUGCCAUAGCAACUGAAACUUCAUCCGUGACUGCAGACCUGUUGCUGCUCUCAGACCCUCUCUGCCUGCCUCUCUUGAAUCUACUCAAGGAAAUGGAACGGAUGCAUGAGGGAGAACAGGUGCCUGAGCCACAGAACCCUGGUGCACUGGCACACCCAGCUCUCUCUCAGACAUGCACAAUCUAAAGCUCCUGUCCUGUUUCUUUCCAUUCCGCCCUCUGAACUACAUAUUGAUACUCUGGUCAUGCCUUCUGCCUCAUGAGAAAUACACGCAUGUGCAAAAACAACCAAAGCAAGACAUUUCUCCCUCUGAAGAACAGGGUAUUUUGAGAAUACAUGCUGCCUGGUCUUGCGUGUGUAAAAGUGAAAAGUGUGCCGCCAGGUAUUUCCUGAGGUUAAGGAAUUUGGCAGAAAAAGUGGUGUGUUUUCAGUUUUAUUAUUCGCACAUUGCAGCACCAUAUGCUACAUCACUGAAAUGUGAACCAUGUUGAAGUACUGAGUGCACAGAUCGUUUCUUACUGUAGACAAGGUUUGCCCUUAAAUAGGAACUUCGGAACUAAAUAAAACUUCAGUGGUUAAUGAAUCUUUUAUAUUGUCCAUAGAGAAGAGGGGGAAGAACGUUGUAUUCAGCUAAGAUGUACAGGCUUACCCAAAGAGAUUUGCAUGAAAAAAACAAAUGAGCCUCAAGAAAAAUGUAUUAUUGAAUUGAAUGUUGCUUUAUAACUGUUUUGCAGUGUUUCAAAGGCUCGAGAAUGGAGUGUAUGUAUGUUUGUGUGUGUGUGCAUCUAUCGUGUGUGUAUUUUUU
Messenger RNA from Polyodon spathula (Mississippi paddlefish), 4111 nucleotides. RefSeq names its product protein phosphatase, Mg2+/Mn2+ dependent, 1Ba (gene ppm1ba). NCBI's taxonomy places the organism in Eukaryota, Metazoa, Chordata, Actinopteri, Acipenseriformes, Polyodontidae. The record is from RefSeq and is a predicted model, not a curated record. Gene Ontology annotation, molecular function: protein serine/threonine phosphatase activity; magnesium ion binding; manganese ion binding. Bases 1383 to 2732 code for a protein of 449 amino acids. Gene Ontology annotation, biological process: positive regulation of canonical Wnt signaling pathway; protein dephosphorylation; negative regulation of canonical NF-kappaB signal transduction. The transcript is spliced from 7 exons. Gene Ontology annotation, cellular component: nucleus; cytosol.